This is a messenger RNA of Adineta ricciae, 1668 nucleotides long. NCBI's taxonomy places the organism in Eukaryota, Metazoa, Rotifera, Eurotatoria, Adinetida, Adinetidae. The record is from the annotation of a GenBank genome assembly.
AUGGGAAAUCGGUCUGGAACUUCGCGUUCAAAAGCGCGUGAAAACAAAUACAAAUAUCCAGAUACAUAUCCUCCUAAUUCUGCGAUACAAAAACAAGUGGCGGGAUCGACAAAUCCACGAUCCUAUCCUUCACAAAUCAACGGCUAUUCCCAACAUUCUGCUCAGCAGUAUCACAACGGAUAUGUCGGACAUUCGACCGUAGCGAAUGGACCAAUUCAGUAUGUGACAAAUUCCACACCACAACAAUAUCAGCAACAUAAUCAUUCUCAUCAUAUGAAUACGAAUCCAAAAUCGAAUGGAAACAAAAUAAUUUACGUUGCUAAUUAUGAUUUCAAUGGAUCGUCAACGACAGGUGAAUUAAGUUUUGUAAAAGGUGAUAAGCUAGAAAUUCUCGAUCGAUAUACGUAUAAUGAUUGGUGGCAAGCAAAAAAUCAGCGAACUAAACAAAUGGGUUAUGUUCCAGCAAAUUAUAUAUCACCAUUAAAUGAUUUAACAGCAUAUGAAUGGUAUUUCACAGAAACCAAUCGUCGAGAUGCAGAACGUUUUCUCGAACAGCCACAUAAUGGCAAAGGAACAUUUUUAAUCCGACCAUCGGAUACAAAUCAAGGACAGGAGUCAUUAUCGGUUUUGGAUUUAAGCAAAGACAAACAUUUUCAUGUGAAACAUUAUCGAAUACGUCGAACAAAUCAAGGAAUGUACUAUAUUAGUAGUAAAACAUUAUUCCCAAAUCUACAAGAACUUGUCGAUCAUUACCGAGAUAAUGUUGAUGGUUUAUGUUGUUUACUAACGGGUCCUUGUCGAAAAACUGAACCAACUGUUCCUGCAGAUCGACAUGGUUUAUUAGAAUUAGAUCGUUCUCAACUUUCACGAACGGAUCUACUCGGUCGAGGAAAUUAUGGUGAAGUUUACAAAGGCAAAUAUGGUCAACGAGAUGUGGCUAUCAAAUAUAUGAAGACUGAUAAUAAAAAUCGAAUUUACAACGUGGAUAAAUUUCUUGACGAAGCCAAAAUAAUGAAAGACCUUUUACAUAAAAAUAUCGUACGAUUAUAUGGAGUUUGUACACAAGUGGAGCCUAUUUUCAUUGUUACUGAAUUUAUGGCUAAUGGUUGUCUACUGAAUUAUUUACGUGAUGGACAAGGCAAAAAUAUUAAAUUUAAAACAGUUCUAGAUUUUGCUGCUCAAAUUGCUAAUGGAAUGGCGUAUUUAGAACAAAAACGUUAUGUACAUUGUGAUCUAGCUGCUCGAAAUAUUCUUGUUGGUGAAUUAGAUUUAGUGAAAAUUGCUGAUUUUGGUUUGGCAAAAAUCCUUCAAGGUGGUCGCCUUCUAGUCGAUCGCGAGUCACAGUUUCCAAUUAAAUGGACCGCGCCCGAAGCAGCGACGAAAAAAGAAUAUACAACAAAAUCCGACGUAUGGAGUUUUGGCAUUCUUCUCUAUGAAUUAAUUACACAUGGUUCAAAUCCAUAUCCUGGUAUGUCAAAUAAUGAAGCAUUACAAGCAGUUCUAAGUGGAUACCGAAUGCCAAAACCCAAUGAUUGUCACGAACUUUACUAUCAGAUAAUGUCUUCAUGUUGGGAAGAGAAUCCAGAUAAUCGACCUACAUUUGAAACUCUCUACAUGCGUUUUGAUGAAUUCAUGAUUCAAGCUGAGCCAAACUAUCGAGAAACGUGA